AUGGCCGCGCCGCCGCCGGAGCUGCACCAGGACGCGGUGCUGCGCUUCCUCGCCGAGAGCCGCGGCGGGCGGGCGCGCAACGCGGACCUGUUGGACCACUUCCGCGCCUUCCUCGACUCCCCGGACGCGGAGCGGCGCGCCGCGGCCCGCGCCCGCUUCAAGGAGAUGGUCAACGCCGUGGCCGUCGUGAAGCAGGAGCCCGGCUCCGGCGCCAAGUACGUGCAGCUGCGCAAGAAGUACCGCGGCGGCGGCGGCGGCGGCAGACCCGCGGACGACGCCGCCGAGCCGGCCUCGGAGGCCGAGAGGGGGCGCGGCGGCGGCGGGGACGAGGCCUCUGAGGAGCGCCCCUCGCCUUCUCCCCUCAGCGCUGAGGCGGGGGCGCGGCCCCGCGGAGGAGGGCGCGAGGCGGCCGGAGCCGAGGAGGUGGAGGAGGCCCCGCCUGAGGUGGAGGAGGCCCCGGCCGCGCCUCCUCCCGCCCCUCCCCGGGGCGGCCGCGGGAGCUUCCCGAGGGGCUCCCCGCGGGCGAAGCGCGUGGGGGGCGGCUGGGCCCCGCGGCGGGAGCGCGACUCGGACAGCGCCUCGCUGGCCUCGUCGUCGGCCGAGGAGGAGAGCGGCAGCACGGCCUCGUCGUCGUCGGGGGGGGCCUCGGUGGCGCUGGACCCGCUGGAGCACGCCUGGAUGCUGUGCGCCUCGGACGGGCGCUGGGAGAGCCUGGAGGCGCUGCUGGGCUGCGAGCCGGCGCUGCUGGGCCGGCGCGACUUCGUGACGGGCUUCAGCUGCCUGCACUGGGCCGCCAAGCAGGGCCGCCACGAGCUGCUGGCCCUGCUGGUCGCCUUCGCGCGCCGCCACCGCCUGCCCGUGGACGUCAACGCGCGCACCAGCGGCGGCUACACCUGCCUGCACCUGGCCGCCAUGCACGGCCACCUGGAGGUGGUCAAGCUGCUGGUGGGCGCCUACGACGCCGACGUGGACGUGCGCGACUACAGCGGGCGCAAGGCCGCCCACUACCUGGGCCCGGGCGCCGCCGAGGGGCUGCGCGGCCUGGUGGGGGGCCUGCACGACGAGGAGGGCGGCGGCGGCGCUGGGGCGGCCAACGGCGGCGGCCGCUGGCGGCUCUCCAAGGUGCUCCCCUCCAACCUCAUCACCUACAAGCUCUCCCACCUGCACCACGGGGAGGAGGGGGAGCCGGGCGAGGGGCCCGGCGGCGGACAGGGCAAGGGCAAGGAGCUGCACCGAAAGGGCUCGGGCGGGGGCAGCGGCAGGGCCAAGCCCCGGCUCAACAAGAUCCGGUUCCGCACCCAGAUCAUCCACACCACCCCUUCUUUCCGGGGGGAGCCCGAGGAGGAGGAGGAGGAAGGCCAGGAGGAGAAGCCCCUGAAGACGUCCUCCUUCAAGCUUAGACCCAAAUCCAAUGUUUUUGGAUGA
Euleptes europaea (tarantolino) is the source of this 1425-nucleotide messenger RNA. RefSeq names its product sosondowah ankyrin repeat domain family member C (gene SOWAHC). The record is from RefSeq and is a predicted model, not a curated record. Gene Ontology annotation, molecular function: protein binding. Lineage: Eukaryota; Metazoa; Chordata; Lepidosauria; Squamata; Sphaerodactylidae. The transcript has a single exon. The coding region runs from base 1 to 1425 and encodes 474 amino acids.